Molecule: messenger RNA, 1674 nt
Organism: Soboliphyme baturini
Lineage: Eukaryota; Metazoa; Nematoda; Enoplea; Dioctophymatida; Soboliphymatidae
Source: the annotation of a GenBank genome assembly
AUGAGAGUCAUAACCUCGAAGGGUGGCGUAGUGACUGGAGCUCGUAUCCAGUGCGUAACAACAUGCAACAACCCGGAACGCUUCGUCGGAUUCUGUUGCCCCGUGUGCCCAAGAUGUACGAUGGUGUUUACUCUCGUUUACCAAAACAACGUUUUUGACCAGGUUCUCGUUUCAGCUAGCAACCUCACCGCACCUUCUUCUGUUGCCGAACUGACCACCAUGCAAGACCCGUGUGUCCAGUGCCAGUGUGACACUCACUGGUGCCACUGUUUCCGAACAGCGUGCCCCGUGCUCGAUUGUGUGCCAAACCUACAGUACACUCCAGAAAACGCUUGUUGCCCCGAGUGUAAAGUUCCGCGCGAGGAAAAGCUGACGGAUCACACGUGCAUAUUCCAGGAUAAAGAGUACCAGUACGAUCAAAGUUUCAGACCAGAUCCGUGUACACUAUGUGUUUGUCAAGAUAGUCAGGUAUGGAAGAUGGACAGCUGCACGAAGUGUAAAUGCUCCAACGGAAAGGUGAUCUGUAAUACGGCCACAUGUCCUCAUUCGUUCGGCUGCCCUCGCGGAUACAAAAUGAAAACCGUCCCCGGUCAGUGCUGUUCGAAGUGUGUCGAAAAGGAAGCCACGUGCACGGUUUUUGGCGACCCUCAUUAUCAGACAUUCGACGGGCGCGAAUUCAGUUUUCAAGGAUCAUGCCGGUAUGUGUUGACCGAAGAGUGUGUUCUCGACCCAGAGCGUGAAAACUGGUCUCCUUUUACAGUCAUCGUCGCCAACGAGCUGCGCAGCAACGACAGCUAUUCGUGGACACGACAUGUUUCUAUUCGUUUGGCACGUGACAUUAGGGUGGCCUUACUUCCGGGUAAGAAAGUCAAAAUCAAUCGUCGAUUGGUCGCUCUGCCAUACGUCGAGUUGGGUCUGUUUUCGAUCAUGUUCGACAAGUCGUACAACGUGCUGAUGCGAGCGAACAUAGGUCUGAAGAUCGUCUGGGACGGCAAUAGCUACGCGGAGGUGACCGUCACUCCGAAUUAUAAAGGUCGACUGUGCGGCCUGUGCGGCAACUACAACCAUAACGCGAAAGACGACUUCGUAACGAAAAGCGGCUUCCUGGUCACCAAAGCUCAAGACGGACGGCACUUUGGCAGCGUCCGAUGGAAGCGCAAGCACCAGAGCAAAUUGGCGUGGAAGAUGCUGAACGGCGGCUCAAAGGUGUUCGGUGCCAAAGUCGGUCGUGAUCCGGACUUCUCCGUCGAUCAGGAUGAGUCCUUGUCAGCAGAGGCGAAGGCAACGGUGCCUGUCGAUGCAGCACCGAAGUCCAACGACGUGCUGAUGUCCGAAAAUGACGGCGUGACGGACUACGGUGGCAAUGACUUCCCAGAAACGACGACCACUCAGAAAAGUUCAGUGAUUCUGAGACAUUUCGGACCGAAGACACCGUGCGAAAAGAACGAAUUGACCGAAAGCUGCUUCCUGUUGAAGUCGGCUCUUUUCGCCCUCUGUCAUUCGGUGGUGCCAGUGCAUAGUUACCUAAAGUCAUGCAUAAUCGACAGCUGUGCGUGUCCUCCUGGACACCAUUGCUUCUGUGAAUCUCUGCUUGCGUAUGCCAGACGCUGCAAACGGGAAGGCGUUUCCAUUGAAUGGCAGCUCCAUGCCAAGUGCUACUUCGACAGUUUUUAA